AUGAUGACGGUUGCAGGUGGUGGUAACAUUGAAUUUCAUCGCAAUUCCCCUCCCGAUAUGAAAGUUCCAGCCACAAGUGUCCAGUUAGGAUUUCCUUCCUAUGUAUAUGCUCCAGGAAAUGGCUAUUUCUAUCUUUCCAAUGAUGAUUAUUGCCGAAUUAUGCGUGUUUCUCAAAAGGAUGGAAUGAUCGAGUCUGUUGUAGGAAAUGGUGAAUGUGGAGAUUUCAAGGAUCACACUCCAGCCUCAAAAUCAACCGUUCACAUGUAUCGUUUCGUGGUUUCCAAAUUCAAUGGUGACAUGUUUUUUGGAGGAGAUCAAGGUAUCUUUAAGGUUGCUCUUUCACAACCUGAUGGACUCAUCUAUUCAAUGACCAGUUCGAAUCGAUCCGAUGGAUUCUCAUGGGUCGAUAAGGUAAGAAAUCCUGAUGAUGGAACUCUCUCGGUGAAGAAUUAUAUUGCACCAAUACAAGGUAUUACAUUGGGAUCUGACAUGAACGCUAAGGGAGAUUUGUACUUUGCACAAGGACCAGGAAGAAUUACUCGAAUUGUGCAAUCUGGAAGUUCCAAUGACAAGUCUCAAUGGAAGUUGCAGACGCUGUUCGGAAGCAAAACAUACAUGAUUGAUGGAAUUCCUGCCAAUUAUGUGAACCCUCAAAGUCUUUCUGCUGUCUUUAAAGUUUCUCCCAAAACCUCUUCUAGACUUGUAACACCUGGGGAUUUUAUCUACCUAGACGUUCAGUACAUUCGAAGAAUUGCAAAUCAAAGCACGAUCGUCUCAACACUCUUUGUCGAUACCAACGGUGAUGCUGUGGAUAUUGCGUCAGACUCAAAAGAUUCUUUCUAUUAUGCAAGCGACCAUCUCUUGUAUCAUUACAACAUGACCUCACAAGAGAUGAAAUUGAUUGCAGGUAUUAAGGGUCAAGAAGGAUACUCUCCAGAUGGCAGUCCAGCUAAAAGCUCCACUUUGGGAUCCCUCACUGCUAUCAUUGCUCAUCCUGUCACUGGACAAGUCGUAUUCAUUGAGGAACAGAGUGUUGUACGAACCAUUGAUUCGAAUGGAUUACUUCAGACGCUUGCUGGAGGCGGAGACUUGAAAUACAAGAGUGGAAUUCCACCUCGGCAAGCAAGUUUGCGUUCUCCAACCAUGUUACAAUACUCUUCAGAUGGUUCUAAAUUGUACAUUUGCGAUCAACACUACAGUGUCAUCAUGAUGGUUACUUUCAACUCAACAUCUGCUCCAUUACUCUACAUUGUGGCAGGUUCUCAACAAUCAUUUAACGAUGGUCAAGACGGAAUUCCAGCAACACAGGCCUCCCUUUCUAGUCCAUCGUCCUUCCUCGUAUUACCAAGCAGUGGAGAUUUAUUGAUUUCAGAGUUUAGCUUGAUUCGUCGUGUUUCUGUUAAAACUGGUUUGAUUUAUACUGUGUACGGAAAAAUUGCUACAGGUUAUACUCCAGAUGGACCUUUUAAAGGCACCUCCUCCUAUUUAGUUACUCCCAAUUUGAUGAACAUAGAUCCCUAUGAUGGUGGUAAUGUGAUUUAUUUUGGUGAUACUUUUUCUAACGUGUUGAGAAGUAUUGAGACUUCCUGUCCUGAUCACUCUUGGCGAUUAGAUGAAACAUGGAGUUCUUGUGUGAAAUGUUCACCUGGAACCAAGAGUACCAAAGAUUUUGUUUACUGUGUUUAA
Messenger RNA from Naegleria lovaniensis, 1686 nucleotides. RefSeq lists its product as uncharacterized. The record is from RefSeq and is a predicted model, not a curated record. The transcript has a single exon. NCBI's taxonomy places the organism in Eukaryota, Heterolobosea, Eutetramitea, Acrasida, Naegleriidae. The coding region runs from base 1 to 1686 and encodes 561 amino acids.